This is a messenger RNA of Limanda limanda (common dab), 1781 nucleotides long. It is a transcript of the gene ltap1, whose product is annotated as chromosome 11 C1orf43 homolog. Gene Ontology annotation, biological process: phagocytosis. Bases 186 to 956 code for a protein of 256 amino acids. NCBI's taxonomy places the organism in Eukaryota, Metazoa, Chordata, Actinopteri, Pleuronectiformes, Pleuronectidae. The record is from RefSeq and is a predicted model, not a curated record. The transcript has 7 exons.
GCGGCGACAUGUAGAGACAAACAGCACAAAUCUCUGUUUCUCUUAACUUCCUGUUGUUCUGCGUCUCGCUUGACGGCGGCUCCAUGUUUUUUUAAAGAAGCUACUUCCUCAAUGUGACUUUGUACUUUUUCCAUUCGACGUGUUGUUUGUCCUUUGAGCUGAUAUCUGUCUGGUGGGUUAGAAAAAUGAAAAAUGAUUCUCUGCUGUCCAGCGUCAAUGUGGUGCUUGUCAUGGCCUACGGGAGUCUGGUUUUUGUUUUGCUGUUCAUCUUUGUCAAAAGACAAAUUAUGCGGUUUGCCGUGAAGUCUCGGAGAGGACCACAUGUUCCCCUCGGCCAUAAUGCACCAAAGGAGCUGAAACAAGAAAUUGAAGCCAAACUGAGUCAGGUUCAGAAAAUCCAAUUUGAGCCUCGUCUGCUGUCUCCAGAUGACGACCGGAUAAAGCAGAGAGAACAGAAUGGUUCCUAUGACUACUUGUACAGGAUGAGAGCGCUGGAUGCCAUCAGAGACACGGAUUUUCCUUUCCGCGACCUGGGUGGGACGUCCACCGCUGUGACGGGGAAACGAUUUCGGACCUGGAUCCUGCAGCUACGCAAUAACCACUGCAUGUUCCGGGACAGCCAGAGCUCCCUCAUCGACGCCGUGCUGGAUGGAUACAAUAAAGCUAGACAUGGGGCUGAGGUUUUUGGUGAGGCAGAGUUCUUAAAAUACCGGGAAGCUCUAACUGAACUGGCGUCUGCCGUGAAGUCUCACAGCAGCAGCAGCACUCCCAGCCAGCACCAUCAGUCUGCAGCCAAAGACCUGACCAGCAGCACGGAGCCGGCGAGCUCCGCCUCCUCCCCGACCCAGACCACCUACCUCAUAUCUACGCUGCAGCAGCGCAGCAAGAGGCCCAGACACUUCCUGGAGCUGAAGAACUUCAAAGACAACUACAACACUCUGGACAGUACGCUCUGAAAACCAACCUCUGAUGUCCGUCCAAAGGAGAAGGUCGAGGUGGUGUGGCCGGUGGUUCCAGCCGCUGUGGAUUGUGAUGGGGUUACUGUCGCCACAUCCUUUUCAAGUGAUGUAACAAAAACACAGCCUUCCUACAUUAACACAUAUGACCUGGUUUACUGCCCAGUCCAUAUCAGACUACUGGCCUAGUGCUCUUUACCUAAGUGUAGCUUUAGUGUAUAUUCUGUAUUAUAUCAUGUGUCAGCGCUUUAUAUACGUACACAGAUACUGUGACUAUAACGAGUGUGGUUGACUUGACCAAAACAAAAGUGCAAAUAUGCAAUGGCGGAUGACAAUCAGUAUUUAUUGCACAAUGUACAAGCCUAUGCAGGAUUGUUGAACCCAUCCCACUGUAUUUAAACAUGCUGAUAGUUGCGGGUGCUACUGGUGUUAAUGGCUGCUUCACUUUACUGAGAAUCACACACUGAAUUUGUGUCUGUUUUUUGUCUGUUUGUGUCUGUUUGUGUCUCUACUGUUCAUGUGCUGCUGUGAAUUCAGCCUUGUUUUAAGCGUCAAAUCUUUGUUUUCCAGAAGCCAUACUUGAUUUGAUGAAUUUUGAUGAUUAAGUGCUCUUGUAACUUAAUAAUUUCCCUCAGUGCAAUGUUAUUUAACAGUAUUCCAGUAUGUCCAUGUCCUCUGACUAAGAGGUUCUGUCCCUGGGGUCGCUCUGACCUGGUUCUGCCUGGAAGGUGUUAAGAUUCCCCGGGAGGAGUUCUCGUGCCUGAAAGAUUCCAAUUUUUUUGUGGUAUUUACUUGCCAUCCAAAUAAAAAUUUACAUAAAGUUGA